Messenger RNA from Ziziphus jujuba (common jujube), 1237 nucleotides. RefSeq names its product probable inactive shikimate kinase like 1, chloroplastic. The transcript is spliced from 10 exons. Lineage: Eukaryota; Viridiplantae; Streptophyta; Magnoliopsida; Rosales; Rhamnaceae. The record is from RefSeq and is a predicted model, not a curated record. Bases 107 to 973 code for a protein of 288 amino acids. Gene Ontology annotation, cellular component: chloroplast.
AAAUGCAGACCUUUACUUGGAAGUACAGUUAACUGGGACAGGAGGAGUAAAUUAGCAGAGAAGAAGAAGAGGUCGUUGUGAGCUCUGCAUCACUAAAAGCCACUCCAUGGCGAUAACAUCAACUGCCCUCCAUUUCUCCAACCUUCAAUUCCAAUUCCAAGCUUCGUCUUCAUGGAAUUUCAACCCCCAACUUUCUAACUCUUUGUCUGCUCUAAGUUACAAACCCAAUUUCCAAAUCCUUCGGACCCAAUUUCCGAAACCUCUCUGCUUGGCUUCCAAUGGGACCGAUUCCGCAUCAAGGGUUGCUGUGCUUGAUCCCUCUCUUGCCGUGAAGAAGAAGGCGAUGGAUAUAGCCCCUGGGCUGAAAGGAACUUCCAUAUUUCUUGUGGGGAUGAAUAGUUCAAUGAAAACCAGUUUGGGAAAACUUCUAGCGGAUGCCUUACGUUAUUAUUACUUUGAUAGCGAUAGUUUGGUUGAGGAAGCUGCUGCUGGUAAAUUCGGUGCCAAAUCUUUUAAAGAGAGUGAUGAGGAGGGCUUUCGUGUAUCUGAGACUGAAGUAUUGAAGCAAUUAUCAUCCAUGGGUCGACUGGUGGUUUGUGCUGGUGAUGGUGCAGUUCAGAGUUCAACUAAUCUGGCUCUUCUAAGACAUGGGAUCUCAAUAUGGAUAGAGGUACCUCUAGAAAUGGUGGCUAGGGGAGAGAUGGAAGACCAAAUGCAGCUGGCUGUGACAGACUCGGUAUCUGAUUCAGAGGUUGACCAGGUCUUGACUCAGCUAGCUUCCUUAUAUGAAAAGAUGAGAGGUGGAUAUGGGACAGCCGAUGCAACUGUUUCACUCCAAAAGAUAGCUUAUAAGUUAGGGUAUGAUGACCUAAAUGCUGUUACCGCAGAAGAUAUGACUUUAGAGGUUCUGAAGGAGAUUGAAAAGCUGACAAGAGUAAAGAGAAUGAUGGAAGAGGCUGCAAAACCUUUUUAAAUAAGAGGACAGAAUUUAUUCAUCUUUGCGACAUCUUUUAAAGGGUUUAUCAAAAUAUUGUCAGACCCACCUCAGCCAUUUUGUCUUCAUUACUCAACCUUUAUGUAUCCCUUACACAGGUCUGGUGCUUAAUUUGGCUGUGCUGAGUUAUAAAAAAAUUAACAAGAUAACCCUAUAUCCAAUCAUCGUCCUGUUUGUGAAAUUAUGUCAACAAAUGUAUUUAUAUAUAUAUAUAUAUAUAUAGAGUGCAUUAAUGUUCUUGGA